AUCUCGAAGACGAGAAAGCAUCUCUAGUAACGACCAUCAAGAUUAUCAAUGAUGAAUACUCUCGUGGGAAUUCUACGGCUGAUACACCCAAUGAGUCUCAAUCAACUCAGUCUACGCUAGCUUUGAAGACAAACAUUUCGAAAAAUUAAGCCAGUUAAUCCAGAAGUACUGAAGUGCCUUCGACCGACGAUGACGACGGAGAAUUAAUAUCAGUCCCUGAAGAAAUAACAAAUAAAAAGAAGAAACAAACCAAGAAAUCGGCUAUGACGAAAAAUGCAAGCGUAGGUGCAAUGCCCCAAAACCCACCCAUGCAAGAAAAUGUAAAUGAGAAUCAAGAUGCCAACUUGCAGAAUGAAAAAUUUAAAAAGAAAACCACUAUAAUAGCCGGGGACUCCAUCGUCAAAAACAUCCAAGGUUGGCGGUUGUCUGAUUCUAAUAAUCAUGUUGUAGUCAAGAGUUUUUCGGGAUCCACUAUCUCUGACAUGGAAGACUAUCUUAAGCCAAUUAUCCGGAGGGAACCCAGCAAAAUCAUUCUACAUGUCGGAACUAAUGACAUCAACCAUCUGACUGCCCAACAAAUCGCCAAAGGAGUUGCAAAUCUUGGAACGCAAAUCAGUCAAGACUCCCCAAGAACGAAGGUUGCACUAUCAGGUAUUUUACCCAGAACUGACAAGCCCGGGUUGUCAAGUAAAAUUAAGGCUACUAAUAAUAUGAUUAAAUCGUUUUGUCAACAUAACAAAUGGGACUUUUUAGACCAUAAGUCUAUUGACCCGUCUUGCCUAAAUGCUAGAGGUUUACACUUAAAUCGUAAAGGCACCACAGUUGUUGCCAAAAACAUCACUGACUAUAUCAGCAAUUGAUUAGCGGACACAGGUAAUUCGAUUAAGCCUCCAAAUUCCACAGACCAAACUAGAACCAUCCCUAGUAAAGCAGUACAAUACGAUUUUGGUAUAUCUAAACUCAAAGGUUUCAAAAUCGCUUCCUUAAACAUUGCAAGCUUAGUAAAACACAUUGAUCAGCUACGGAUAAACAUGAAAGAGCAAACCAUUGACGUCUUGGCUUUAAAUGAAACACGACUUGAUAGUACAAUAAGCAAUCUUGAAAUUGGCAUUAAUAAUUAUACAAUCAUUCGCCGUGACCGAACAAGACACGGUGGUGGUGUUGCAAUAUAUAUUCGAAGUACAAUUGAGUAUAAAAUCCGUGACGAUCUUAAAGACGAUGGCCUUGAGUUUCUGUGUAUUGAAAUAACCAAACCUAAAAUUAAACCUUUUCUUAUAUCAACAUGGUAUAGGCCACCUAAUUCACCUGUCGAACUUUUUGACAAAUUUCAUGUAAUUCUUGAAAAAAUCGAGUCAUUGAACAUCGAAUCGACUAUUGUUGGUGACCUAAAUUGCAAUGUUGCAGCCAACAAUGUCGAUAAUAAUACAAAACAUUUACUUGAUUUAUGUGAAUUGUACCAGUAUAGUCAACUUAUCCAGGAACCAACGCGUAUCACUAGUAGUUCGUCCACACUAAUUGAUCUUCUCCUCACAAAUGAACCAAUUAAAUUUUCCAUAUCAGGAGUUAAACAUAUUG
Messenger RNA from Paramuricea clavata, 1575 nucleotides. The record is from the annotation of a GenBank genome assembly. Lineage: Eukaryota; Metazoa; Cnidaria; Anthozoa; Malacalcyonacea; Plexauridae.